AUGGCACCUGCACGCACUAGAUCGGCUAGCGGCAGAAUGACUUCGUUGAAGCUUUCACCGGGGUCGAGCAUAACGAUGGCUCACACCGCCCUCAACCGUUACCUUGGUCUCACCUUACUCCUCGCCUUUUGCUGGUACUUCGGCCCUUCGCUCAGACACAGGGGCGCACCAGUCUCGGGGUUGGGUAGCGACCUCGAGCAGUCGAAUUGGAUCAAGGAGGUAUUGGCGAAUAACAGCAUUGAGACUGAGGUUUCCUUUGCGUCACGGACGCUGAAAUAUGUACCAGAUGCGAAGGAGAGGUUGCCCAUGACGGAGGUCAAUCAGGAUCUUUUCCCAGGCGGAUUUACAGAUAUAAACGUUGGCUCAGACUCUCCCAUUACCCUCCCGUCUGGAUCAACGCUCAAAGUCCAUGUCAACAAGAUUCUGCGACCCGAGGAUGUCAAUGCCUCGAGUCUAAUCUUCGGCGUCUCGACAACUUUUGGCAGAUUCAACGGCGCAAAGACGACACCUAUAAAGGAGUGGGCACGGUGGCUUACAGAUGGAAAAGGGAACUCGAAUGGUGCAGGAUUGAUAUUGGCAUUGUUCAACAGCACCAAUGCAGAAAUCAACCAAGCCCAAGAACGCCUCACAACCGCCGGAAUCAAUGCAACAGUCCUCGCCUCGAACAAAACCCUCGACAUGCCAGGCCGCUACGUCGACCUCGUGCAGCUCCUCUGGAACGACCCUUCGCGCGCCGAGCGCAAAUACUUCGCCCUCAUCGACGACGAUACCUUCUUCCCCAACAUGCCGAGCCUCCUAGACAUCCUCCAUACCCACAACUCCUCCAAGCCAUACUACAUCGGCACCAUAACAGAGCGCACAGACUGGAUCAUCCGGGACCACACUCCCAUGGCCUACGGCGGCGGCGGAAUCUUCCUCACUCCCCCCGUCGCAAGCACCAUUUCCUCACUCCCAUGCCUCGAGAAGGACAGCGACGGCGACUAUGUGCUCGGCGGCGACCAAGGCGACAAACUGCUCUACAACUGCCUACACAACUACACCGAAAUCUCACUCACCUACGAGCCACGCCUGAACCAAGAAGACGAGUUCGGUGACCCAUCAGGGCUAUAUGAAAGCGGCCGCAAUCUCUUGAGCAUGCACCACUACAAGUCAUGGCACCACACGGAGCCUGCGAAAAUGCACGCCGUGGCCUCAGCCUGCGGCGGCGACUGCGUGUUGCAACGUUUCCAGUUCAACGACAACUUCAUAAUAUCCAACGGCUGGAGCGUAGCGCAGUAUCCCCACGGCAUCGACUUCGACACUGCGCUCGUAGAAGGAACAUUCGAACUACCAAAUGACUAUGACCUAGCAGAUGUGUUGCAUCUGUAUGCAUAUGGAGCGUUGAGGAAGAGUCUGGCCAAGACGGGCCGCAAGAAGGGCUGGAAUCUACUUGAUGCUAAGGAGGAGGGCAGUGGCAGGGUGACGCAGGUUUAUAUCAAGAGGAGGGGAGAUGAGCGGUGGUUGAAGAAGGGCGAAGAAGCGACAUAUGAGAGGGAUGGUGUUAUUGUUCUGACUUGGAUUCCGUGA
This is a messenger RNA of Lachnellula hyalina, 1566 nucleotides long. RefSeq lists its product as uncharacterized. The transcript is spliced from 2 exons. Bases 1 to 1566 code for a protein of 521 amino acids. Gene Ontology annotation, molecular function: acetylglucosaminyltransferase activity. NCBI's taxonomy places the organism in Eukaryota, Fungi, Ascomycota, Leotiomycetes, Helotiales, Lachnaceae. The record is from RefSeq and is a predicted model, not a curated record.